Molecule: messenger RNA, 1012 nt
Organism: Mobula hypostoma (lesser devil ray)
Lineage: Eukaryota; Metazoa; Chordata; Chondrichthyes; Myliobatiformes; Myliobatidae
Gene: rpl11
Product: ribosomal protein L11
Exons: 6
Coding region: 368-904 (178 amino acids)
Biological process (GO): translation
Cellular component (GO): cytosolic large ribosomal subunit; ribosome
Molecular function (GO): structural constituent of ribosome; RNA binding
Source: RefSeq, a predicted model, not a curated record
AUAUGCACAAGUUAAAUUUGAUUACAAGCAAAUCUGAUUGGCACCGUAAGUGAGAAUUCGCCACUCGUUUUCGCAAUAAGUUGGGCCCCUUCUCUGAUCCCAUAUGUAGAAUGGAUCGCAUAAAGGGGGCCUUUGGCUUUAGGAUCCCCUAAAACACUCGUGGCUGCCCCCUCAGACGUUUCAUUGUCGGGGAUGGCUGCCCUGCACUGCUGAGGAUGGGAUGCAUUUUUCCCGGCUUGGAGAUGGUGGCGCUACUUUGUUCAUUCGGCACUAGGAGAAUUUUUUGCCGACCUUCAGCCGCCGCUUGUUUCGGGGCCUGAGAAAAAAAUGUUCUGAGCUGUGUCGCCGAUUCAUCUUCUCGACCAACAUGGCGGACCAAAGUGAGAAGAAAGAAAACCCUAUGCGUGAGCUUCGUAUCAGAAAGCUCUGUAUGAAUAUCUGUGUUGGUGAAAGUGGUGAUCGACUUACUCGAGCUGCAAAAGUACUGGAACAGCUAACAGGCCAAACACCUGUGUUCUCCAAAGCUCGCUAUACUGUGAGAUCUUUUGGUAUCAGGAGAAAUGAAAAGAUUGCCGUUCACUGCACAGUCCGCGGUGCAAAAGCUGAAGAAAUUCUGGAAAAAGGCCUUAAAGUUCGCGAAUAUGAGUUGAGGAAAAAUAACUUCUCUGACACUGGCAACUUUGGCUUUGGCAUUCAGGAGCAUAUUGAUUUGGGUAUCAAGUAUGACCCAAGCAUUGGUAUCUAUGGUUUGGAUUUUUAUGUGGUUCUGGGUAGACCAGGCUUCAGCAUUGCUGAUAAAAAGCGUAAACGUGGCCGCAUUGGAGCUAAGCACAGGAUCAGCAAGGAGGAGGCCAUGCGCUGGUUUCAGCAAAAGUACGAUGGUAUCAUUCUCCCAGGAAAAUGAAAGUGUUUCAGAACUAUCAAUAAAGGAAAAAUCUAAUCCAUAAUCUAUUUGUUGUCAGUGUAGUGAGCAUCGUUGUCAUUUGGAUUGGGUAAAACUAUCUAUCAAAUG